AGACAAUCCGGCUAUCCCCCAGUUUGCUACGGACUACGCGACGAGUUGGAGCUGAGUCGAGUCGAGUAUCGUGUGCUUCGUUGCUUGUUGUUUUUUUGUAAACCAUAAUUAUUUCAAGUUUUUUUACGUAUACAAAAGGAUAUUAAGCGUAAUUAAUAAUAUUUCGGUGGUGAAUAAUCGAGUGAAUGUUCAUCAGUGUUCUCGGGUAAGCCGAGCGGUCUUUUUCAUGGUGGAUGCGUGUGUGUGUGGGAUAAAAGUCAAAUGUGCCGUUAGUGAAAUCAUCUCGGGGUACGAGAAUAGGACGGCGAGCGAGAGAACGAUAGAUCUGUCGAUGCAUACAUAUAUAUGAAAAUAUAUAUCUAAUAUACACAAAUUUAUAUCUAUAUAUAUGGAAAAAGGAUAUUAACGAUCAAGCCGAACGAACGAACUUCCAUAAAAAUCGUCGUUCCAUCGAGACCAUUUCGUGUUGGGUUUUUUUUUUUCAAACGAGUAUCAAAAUGAGUAAAACUUGUGCACGUUGUGAAAAAACGGUUUAUCCGAUCGAGGAACUCAAAUGCCUCGACAAGAUCUGGCACAAACAGUGUUUCAAGUGUCAGGGAUGCGGUAUGACACUCAACAUGAGGACUUAUAAAGGUUUCAACAAACAACCCUUCUGCGAGGCGCACAUACCAAAGGCAAAGGCAACGACAAUGGCUGAGACACCGGAACUCAAGCGCAUUGCCGAAAACACGAAGAUCCAGUCUAACGUUAAGUAUCACGCCGAAUUCGAGAAGGCGAAGGGUAAAUUCACUCAAGUUGCUGACGAUCCCGAAACACUUAGGAUCAAGCAAAACAGCAAGAUUAUAUCGAACGUAGCUUAUCACGGUGAGCUGCAGAAAAAAGCGAUAAUGGAACAGAAAAGAACGAUGACAGGAGAAAACGGCGAACAGAUCGAGUACGUAGAGUACACGGACGGUACGAUUGCACCGACGGCUACGAGUGUAAACGCGAAUCUCGUCCCAGCGAGAACGGCGAGUCCGUUGCCGGUGACGACACCGGCAGCGAUACAGAGAGCACCCGGUAGAAUCGCUGAUUACGAUCCCCUUACCGAGGCAAGACCGAGUCCUUAUUCCGCUAGGCAGGCGGCCACGACCGUUAUUUACACGAGUGACAAGGGUGCAGUGACGAAUCCACCCACGAGAAAGAUCGGAUCAGUUGCCGACAUAGAUCCGGUUAACGAGUAUUACGGCUCGUUGACACCUGCCACGAACAACAAUCACGUACCUCAGCAUCAACCGCCUCCACCACCAGCGAAUAAUCUGCGAGUGUAUCGGGCGAUGUACGAUUACGAGGCUCAGGACUCUGACGAAGUGAGCUUUUGUGAUGGCGAUCUUAUCGUAAAUUGUACAGCGAUUGACGAGGGUUGGAUGACGGGUCUGGUACAACGCACAGGACGUCACGGAAUGUUACCAGCGAAUUACGUCGAGCCUGCUCAGAUCUAAAGCAUCUUAAGAAGAACAUGAAUUAUCCUGCGACAUUUUCCUCACGUGUUAAACGCUCGCGACACGCGAACAUCUCGUACUUGGCGCGAGAUUUUUCCUCUCGUUCUCUCAAUAGCGACGACAACAACGCGAAGAAUUUAAAAACAAGUACUCGACUCGAUUCGUGGCAUUUUCUCGUGUCUCGUAGGAUGGUUACCCUCAAGUUAUUAUAAACGUGGAAACAAUGAUGAUACUUUCUUUUUUACGCUACAGCUGAGUUGAAGAAUACUACGUAACUAGCCAAAUUCAACAGAAAAUUUUGCUUUCUUUAUUUUUCGAAAUAAACAAAUUGGGACAAUAUCAAGUUCACCGUUAAGGCAAUGGAUUGGUCGGUUGACGCACCUCCAACUUUCAAAAUUGAAAUUUUCUGCCACGGUCAAACCGAUCACAAGGGAAAUAUGCCAGCCCGGACAAGACUGGCAAAAAUAGGCUGAAAAAUGUUCUCUUUCGAAGAAAAAGAAAAGAGGCUUACCCUGUAUUUUCCACGGAAAAGUAAUGUGGAAAACUUGAUUUCAUUGACCGAAUGGAUGUUCUUUCAUGAUCAUUAUUCCCGAGCCAAUCACGAUUUUUUUCCAUUUGCGUUGUCAUUAAAAGGGAAAAGACAGAAAAAUAAUUACGAGAGACUUAGAAACUACGCGAAUUCGUUUUUUUUUCUCACGAAUCGCAGUAUUUUCCAUUCCGUGAUAUAGUUCCGUACUGGUAACUGGCGAGCUUGACGGAAUCUGAGAUCGAGAAAGAUUGCGAAUCGAUUGAAUCAAGCUCGCAAGUCCAGAUCACUCGCAAUAAUUCCGUGUGUCUUCGAACAAUUUUUCGUCUCUCAUGUUCGAUCAGUACAAAAGCGAUCAUUCAAUGAAAAUAGAUUUUUUUCCUGUGAGACGAGAAUUGUCAAGACGAUUCCACAGAAUACAUACCAACUUAGCGUUCCUUCUAAUGUUGUAGAGACACAUUAGAGAUGAACGCGCCUUUUACCUCGUUCCGCUAAAAAUAUAUUCGAGCUUAUGUAGUAGAAAAGAAAAAAGAUUGAAAAAAAAGAAACGAUCAAACGAAAUAUAGGAAAAAUCUACGUAUAUUUUAUACGCUAUGUACACAAAAUGAGUAUGGAGAGAAUUUGUAUACAGUUAGUUCAUUACAAAGUAAUUCUUCCUGGCCAAAUCGAUGUCGAACUAAGAAAAACUGAUUCGAUUAAUGAGCCAACGGAUACUCUUCUACUUCAAAGUCGUUUUCGGUGCCCCUCAGUCCCGAUUUGGGUUGCCUAUUCUACGCGGAAAACUGAAAAAAUUUAUCAGAUAUUCAUCUUUCGAAGUGUAUGGCGAAGACAUCGUCGAGUCGAAAGAAAAGAACGUUUUUUAAUAUUUUAAUUUCGUUAACCACGGCCCAACGUUUGCGCUCUAGAGAUGAAUACAUCAUUUUUUUUCCAAGUAUACAAUUCAAUGUGAAUUUUUGUUUUAAAUUAUUUAUUUGCGUACGGUUUUGUCGGUACUGGAACAAUUCGCAUGGCUUCGUAACAUUGAAGAUUCGAGUCUUCGAGCUCGUUAAGAUGAUACUGAAUGAAAAAUUGAAAUUGAAAAUUUAGUAAAAAAUUGAAUAUUUUCGAAUUUCGUCAAAAUUCGAGUUUUUUUUUGGAGAACAAUGCAAUGUCGAAAAGUUUCAUUACGAGAAUGUAAAGGAAAAUAAAAAAAACAUCAUUUUUCUUACUUCGACUCUGAUUUUUAGUAGUAAUUUUUAUUUUCUAAAAAGGAAGAUUGAAAAAAGAUGUUAUGCAAACGAGAGAAACCCGAUGUGCCUUAAUUAUUGUUCGUGGCUUGUUCCACGAAUCUCCAACGUAAAUUUCGUACUUUAAUUGUAGUUUAACGGAAUAAUAAGAUCUUUGAAGAAGAUAGAAGAAAAAUAACUACAAUGAACGUCGCUGAAACAACCUUGAAUUUCGCUCUACUUGCCCACUAUUAACUUAAAAGUAAAUAAAGUAUGAAAAACCAUUUGAUAGAAAGAAAAUACGAAGGUGAUCGAGCAUUUAUAAUUAACGAUUGGGAUCGAAUAAUUACUGACUUCAAUCGACUAACGACAAUUAACCGAGCAAUUUAUUUCUAGUAUUCUAAGUUUUAUUACAAUGAACAAUUUAUGAAAAAAGGAAAUCGUCCAAGUGUCUCAGAGCUGAACGAAAUUUGUUCUUCGUCCGCUCUGCCAAGUAAUGGCCAUCAGCAUAAUGUAGAAGUGGAUAAAAGUUAGGAAAAAAAAUCGACACUUCCCAAUUACGAUAAUUGAUCAAUCAGUAUCGAAAGAAUCUCGAAAAAAGGUCGUUUCUCUUUCUCUUAAGCUUCUUUCGAAAUCACAAUCGUUCACUCCCGCAAUAUGAUAAAAUUUAAGACAUCCGUUGAUGGUUGUUUGCAGUCAAGCGAGAAGAAAUUCACUCAUUUUUCCCUCCCACAAGCAUGUCUUAACUGCAGACUAUUUUUUGUCAUCCUGUAUAAUUUAACAAAAUGGUUCACCAAGGUACCGAAAGAUUUACGGUUAGAAAUUUGGAACAUACAGAAAUAUAUGUUAGCGUUGUGUUUAGAAAGAUAAUUUUAUAUUAUGAUACACGAAUCAUAAUGAAUAAAUAUGUAUGUUAUGUAAAAAAAAAAAAAAAAAAAAAAACAAUAUCCACGAGUUUAUUUCUACUUCGAUUCGACAAGUUUUAUAAGAUAAUUGACAACACUUUUGCUUUUCAAGUUCCCCCGACGAUUCCGCGAUGAAACGUGACAGCUGCUCGACGCUAAAAUAUUUUAAAAAAUCUUUGUAUAAGCUCUGAACGAGAUUUUUCCAGCUAAUGUUCUUUGAAUCGUUCAGACAAAGAAACCCGUUGAGAAAACGGUUCAUUUACGACAGUUUUUUUUAUUUUCGUUUCCUCGAAAUCGAAAUUCCUCGUUGACGUAAUUCUUGUAUAAAUAUUUUAAGAGUUUCAACGUUCCUCUUUAAUGUUCAAUCGAAAAGAAUAUGAUUAUGCACUCGUCGUAUGUGCAGAUUGUCGUUUACGUUUAUACGAGUUUACGACGAUGUUUGUUGCAGCAAAUUGUACAUCGAGUAAGUCAGUUUCAUCAACUGCAAAAAAAGGUGAUGAUUUGUAGAGGUGCUUCUGUUUUGCAGAAAUAUUGAACAUUCAUUGGAAAAAUGAAGAAAAAAAUCAACUUUUUAACGAAUAAAAAGAAGCGUUCCAGCGAAAGCAAAA
Messenger RNA from Venturia canescens, 4725 nucleotides. Its product is annotated as LIM and SH3 domain protein F42H10.3. Gene Ontology annotation, molecular function: actin filament binding. The record is from RefSeq and is a predicted model, not a curated record. NCBI's taxonomy places the organism in Eukaryota, Metazoa, Arthropoda, Insecta, Hymenoptera, Ichneumonidae. Bases 498 to 1481 code for a protein of 327 amino acids. Gene Ontology annotation, cellular component: focal adhesion. The transcript is spliced from 6 exons.